This is a messenger RNA of Rhipicephalus sanguineus (brown dog tick), 4639 nucleotides long. RefSeq lists its product as uncharacterized. The record is from RefSeq and is a predicted model, not a curated record. NCBI's taxonomy places the organism in Eukaryota, Metazoa, Arthropoda, Arachnida, Ixodida, Ixodidae. Gene Ontology annotation, molecular function: G protein-coupled receptor activity. The coding region runs from base 812 to 4639 and encodes 1275 amino acids. Gene Ontology annotation, cellular component: membrane. The transcript is spliced from 25 exons.
GCACGGUGUAUCUGUGCCGCUCGGCGUCGAGCGAAACCAGCGGAGCGCGUUGACGUAAAGGCGUCUGCUACUGCGUGAGGAACCCGCGUUCCGGGCCUGCCGCUACGUAGGGCUGUGGGAGCCGAGCGCCAGAACACCCCAAUGCCGACUCCGGAGGCGUCGAUGAGACGCGGCGCCGGGUCACAGCGGUCUCUACACUGCAACCGGUUUGACUUGCACGGCGGACUUUGCGUUCUCGUCCAAGCAGGCCCAUGGGACGAGCGGGGUUCAUUCAGUGCGCGUACGCGCGCCCUACGGCGCCGGGGUUAGUCGUCUCCAGUGUCGCUGCAGCCUCCCGUUCCGAUCCUCGUAGCCCGGGCCUCCUGCUGCUCUUGCAUCGAUCGUUCAAAUAGGUGGCGGUAAGCGGAGAGACGCGCGCGCUAAAAUCCCUAUUUCUCUCCGCGCGUGAGGCAUCAGCGCUGAGCUUCGCGCGCCCACACGCUCGUUUCACACCGCAGUGUAACCAACAACGUAUCCUCUCCGGCCACUUUGUUCCAGGCGCAGCCCAGAUCCGAUGGAGGCGAGCUCGGGAAACCGCGCGGCGUCUCUCCGUGAUCGAUUCGUUCAGCGCUGCUGCCCGAACACGUCUGACACGAAGGCCAAGGAACAUCUCGCAUUGCCGGAUACAACGGGCGCGGCAGAUCUGAGAACUCGGCUUUUGUGAAAGGCGAGUGAAGACCAACGAAGGAAAGUGUAUCUUUGUGCUUCAAGUUGGUGGUGCGGUGUUUCCUUUCCCCCCGUGUACGGCUAUUCCGGCGCCUGUGAUUCUGUCAUGACAGCUCGGCGUUGCGUCCCAGCGUUUGUCGUCAGCUGCUGUGUCGUGCUCGCGGCUCUCGUGUUCGUGCCUCGCGCCGAAGCCGCAGAAGUGUUCCGCGACUGUGGAGGCGUGCUGCACGGACCGAGGGGCGUCAUAAGCACUCCGGGUUUUCCGCGCCCUUACCCGGUGCCCAUCGCGUGCCGAUGGGUGCUCGAGGCGGCACCAAGGCAGCGAGUGGCGCUCUAUUUGACGCAGUUCUACAUGCGCGAAGGUGUGACCGUGUCGGAGUACUUGUUCUACUCGGACGAGCAGCUCAACAUGGGCGGAACGCUGAUCGGUUCCAUCACGUCCGAGUCAGAGCCCACGCAUGUGCUGAGCAACAAGCCCGUCAUGGUCAUCGACUUUCAGGUUCGCGAACCGGGCAACAUCCACCACCGGGUGCUGGACCUGUUCCUGGACGUGUACGGCUUCAACCUGACGUACGAGAUGCUCGAGGCCAACGAGAGCAUGCGCGCCGACCCCUGCCUCGAGCACCACUGCUCCUUCACGGGCGUGUGCCUGGCCGCAGCCGACUGGAGCCGCUACGGCUGCGCCUGCCUCGGCGACUUCUACGGCGACGAGUGCCAGUUCUCGCCACGCUGCGGCCCCGACAGCGCCGCCCGAUCGUCCUCCUCCCUGUGCUACAAUGGCGGCACGUGCCGGUAUUACAUAGGAAGCAAGACUCAGACAUGCAUCUGUCCUCCUGAAUACAAGGGCAGUCGAUGUGAAUACCUGGCACGCCCAGAACAAGUUUUAGACUGUAACCAGCUGAACUGCACCCAGCACUGCACUGAAGCUGGGCCACAGCCCCACUGCGAGUGCAAUCCUGGCUUUAGAUUAGAUGAUGAUGGCCGCACCUGUUCUCCUGCAAGUCGCACCCGUUUUCUCGUUCAAGUUAAACUUUACGACCGCAAUGUUGACCUGGCCAGGUUGGAUUCUAAGAGCCGUUCGCACCUACAGGCAGGCCUGGAAGAUGCGUUGAAGUCGCUGUUUGCCAGCCACACCAAGGCAUUCGACAACUUGGCCGUGCUGCAGUUUAUGCAGAAUGCUGUGGUUCAGUUCCACCUGUUUGGUCGUCAAGAAGAGCGAUCCACCGUCGAGGCGGUUCUUGAGGAAGCACUCAAGGGAGGCAAGCUUGGUCCCUUUGCCGUCGACCGGGAGUUUCUGCAGAUAAGCCAAGAGCCAGCAAUGCACAUAGAGAUGAUGCAAGUAUCACCGCGCACACCCCGCGUGGGGGAGGAACUGAUGGUCGCGUGCAUGGCAGUGGGCUCGAGCGCACUGUCCGUGCACUGGUUCAAGGACGGCUUCCCCGUGGAUCCCGACGUUCCCUUCCGUUCCCUGUGGACCUCUCGCGUUGCCAAGAACCAGCGAGACCAGUACACCUUGCUUCUGGGCAUCGAUCGCGCCACCACCCUCGACAGCGGCGUCUUUACGUGCCAGGUCAGCGACUGGGGAGCAGUGCAGAACAAGAGCAUGCGGGUGCGCCUGGACGUGGCGCCACGACCGCUGGUGUCGCCGCUGGCGGUGACACUCCUCGAGGGCCAGCCGCUCGAGCUGAGCUGUCUGUCCCCCCACGCGGGGGGCAUGGGUCCCUUGGGUUUCCGGUGGCUGCGCAACGAGCGCCUCCUGCCGCCCCGAAGCCCAGAGCUUACCGAGGACCUCUACCCGGCCGGCUCGCGUCUCGUCUUGGCCGAGGCCAGGUCCUCGGCCACUUACACCUGCGUGGCGACAGGCCCCUUGGGUUCGGGUCGCGCCGACGCGUUCGUCACGGUGCUCGCUCCACAUGUGUCUACGGAAGUGUGUCCAGCAGAGGAGUCGCACGGUGUCCAGUGGCAGCGCACAGCAGCCCACUCGCGGGAUGUCCAGGCAUGUCCACAGCCGAUGUAUGUGGAGGGCCGGCUGGAGCGCCCCUGUCGACUCUCGCUCGACCGUCAGGCCCUGUGGGGGAGCCCGGAUUUCUCAGGGUGCACCGAUGCGAGGCUGGCACAACUCCAGUGGAAGCUGGAGAGCAUGCGCAUGGGCUACCUGGUCUCGUCGGGGCAGCAGCUGUCCCUGGAGCUGCGCCAGUACCUUCAGGGGCGGCCGCUUCAGCCUGGCGAGGGGCGCCCCCUGGUGAGGUUCCUCGGAGGGCUUGUUGACUACCUGAGCCACCCAGUACUACGACACGGAGGACAACCUGCACUGGCUGCGACUGACGCCAUCUGGGACGUUGCUUCGCAUUUGUUGGCUCACAAGCCACUGCUGUUGCAAGAUCACACGGUUAUAGAGCAACUUCAAAGGCAGAUAUUGCACUUUGGGCUCCUGGCAGCAGCAGCACUCAGCCCUGGUCGCUUCAAGAAUUUCGACCGACCUGCUGUGGUGGUAUCCCUCGGACGAAUAACGCGGCAUUCUCCGGACGCGGCAGUGGUUCGCGUUCCCCUGCCUGGUGCUGCAACCUCUGCUUGGGCUGGGAACUCCCUGGAGCUCAGUAUGAAGCACGAAAUCCAAGGUGACCACAAGGAGAUUCUGGUUGCGGUGGCUCUGUUCAAAACACUCAACGAGCUGCUGCCCGAGCGUUUCCUCGCACAACAAGGGAACCUUGAGGAAAGGUCUCACGAACUUCAUUCGCACCUCAUCAGCGUAGCCUUCAGUAGCAACGAAGGAGUCGGCAUUCGAGUCCAGUUGGUGCACAUCAGACCGCUGGCUGACCAAGAGGUUGUCUGCGGCAUUGCCGACCUUUCACACAGCAGGGUCCACUUCCUGCUUGAUGGGUGCCACGCCGAGACACCAGGGCACAACAGGAGCUACACCUGGUGUACGUGCGACCGGCCAGGCAUGUACGCACUGCUGGUUGGAGAAGAACCGAAGGCUGAAAUGCUGGAAGGACAGGUGACCGAUGUGGUGGCUGGCUUAGGCUGUGGUGUAUGCCUGGUGCUGGUGCUGCUCACCCUCGCCGUGGUUCUGGUUCGGUGCUGCCGUCGACUGCGCAGCCAGGGCUCUUGCUGCGGCCUGGACACGCUGCACGCCCAGGUGUGCCUGGCCCUGUGUGGUGCAUGCGUGGCUUUGCUCCAGGGCGUGCAAGGAAGGCUGUCCCCCAGGGCAUACCCUUACAUCAUCUCCAUCCUGCAACUCUGCCUGUUGGCGGCCUGCUGCCUGCAGCUCUGCGUCGCGCUCGUGCUGUACGUGCAGCUCGUGGACGCCCGCACGGUGCACCACGCUGCGUUCAAGGUUGCCGCCCUGGGCUGGGCUGUGCCAGUGAUUGUGGUGGGUGCCAACCUGGCUGCCCAGGUGCUGGAAGGUUUUCGCCUCGAGAGCUGGUGGCUGACACUGCGCACGCCUUCGGGACACUUGUCAAACUACUUCUGCGCCUACGUGGCCUCCCUCGCCAUCAUCACAGCUCUUCAUUUUCUGCUCUUCCUGACCGUGCGAGGAGAGCUGCGGCGUCAGCGGCUCAUGGGCAUUUCCAAGAAGCAGGCUUCCAGUAGCCGGUCCAGCGUGCUGGUGGGAUCCAUGCUUGUGCUGGUGGCACUGCUGAUGGUGUCACUGACGAGCAUCUUGUACGUCAACAUGGAGGGCUCCCGCCUGCGCUCCUACGUGCUUGCCACCACCCUGGGCCUUCUGGGCCUGCUGGUGUUCUUCCUGUACGUGGUGGCAGCUAGGGAAAAGCAGCCACCCUCACCGAGCCUGGCAACCAGGAGUAACACCACUAAAGGCAUGUUCUUUUACUUUUGCUGCAUCCUUCAACCCUGCAAUUCCCACAGACUCGAUGAAUUUGGUGAAUGCACACAGUUUUACACAGGCAUAGGAAUGAAGAAACACGUCUAA